AUGUCGGACACUGAGGUCAAUAAAGAUACUCUAGUCACUUCCUCAGACCCCCAUCAUCCAGCGAACUUGAUUCCGGAGCUCUGCAGACAAUUCUACCACUUGGGUUGGGUAACUGGGACCGGAGGUGGGAUAACAAUUCGUCAAGGCAACACGGUUUACAUCGCCCCCUCAGGCGUCCAAAAAGAACGAAUCGAACCCUCUCACAUCUUCGUCCUUCCCUACCCCCAACCAUCUCCCAACACAGAUCGCAUCUUCCUCCGGCGUCCUAGCAUCUCUCUCAAAGAAUCCGCAUGCACACCUCUGUUCUGGAACGCGUUCGACUUGCGUGAAGCUGGUGCGUGUAUACAUACGCACUCCCAGCAUGCAGUUAUGGCGACGUUGUUGUGGCCGGGUAAGGACUUCCGGAUUUCGCAUCAGGAGAUGAUCAAAGGUAUCCGAAUAGCCGGGACUGGAACCGCACUAUCCUAUCUAGAUACCCUGGUCGUGCCAAUAAUUGAGAACACGCCAAACGAAGAGGACUUGAAAGACAGCAUGGCAGAGGCAAUGAAAGAAUACCCCGAUUCUGCAGCUGUUCUCGUAAGAAGGCACGGCAUCUAUGUCUGGGGUCUUGAUUGGCAGAAGGCGAAGACACAGACCGAAUGCUUAGAUUACUUGUUCGAGAUCGGCGUCAAAAUGAAGCUAGCAGGGCUACCAACGGUACUGGAUGAAGUCAACAAAUAAAUUAGAAGUACAUAUAGAAUAUCAGGUCAACGGAUUAUAAAAUCAAUACGAGAUGAUCAAAGCUACAUGGUCCAGGAGGUAAGAUAACACCACUAGAUACAUACCUAAACAUGUAUACCAGAAUCAGACGUCUUAUCUGGCUUGUCAACUUCUUCCUUGAAUCUGCUUCCACCUUGGUCAUUCUGAUGGGCUCGGGCGUCGCCAUCCUGCAGCUUCUCCUCGUUUGCCUUCUCCUGUUCAGCGACAAUCCGCUCCACCUCUCCACUACUAAGCUUCCGACCAUCAACCCUCAAGCUACUCGCACUCGAUCCAGCGCGUUUGGCUUGAUGCCGUUUUGGCGGCUCCCCACCACCUGCCAACUGUUUCUUCAACUCCUUCCGUUGCUUCUUCAGUGCCUGUAACUUGUCGUCGAAGCAAUGCAUUACAGUGACUCGUCCCAAAGCACCAAGGCGCCGUUUAUCUGCCAACCAGGCUUGCAAAAUCGGGAGAGUCGACUCUGGCGGACGAUAGGUUCCCGAAUCGUUGUCAAUCACAAGCUCGUAAUGUGCUGGAUCCUCGUCAUUUUCGUCGCUCUCAUGGGAUUCUGCAUCGCUCCGGUCCUGCUCGCCUUCUCCAGAACCAGCUGUAAUCCGCCUGACAAAGAACUCGCCCGCAUAGGCAACUAUCUGCUCCCCGUCUGCAUGCAUCAUAUGCUUGCUGAGGAAGUCAAUCGCGAAUUCGUCUCCUGUCUCACAGAAUCGCCACUGAGCAUCAAGGGUAAGUACGUAUGUCUGUAAGCGGCUUCCUCUCCCGUAGUUUACCAUCUUAAGGAACAGCUGUGCGAGUGCGCGGGACUUGUCUUCCUCUGAGCGCUGUGGCGCCGAGGAGGCUUCCGCACCGUUGGGACUGUCGUCUUCCUCUGACCCAAUUACGCCAUACAAUGUGCUCUUAUUGUACGAAUAAACAGUCCGAUACUGUUUACGUAGACUUUGGAAAAGUAUACGUCCAGAAAGACCGCGCUUAGCAUAGAGCAUCUUGAUAAACCAGUUGUAUCCGACAUAGUGAUGGUGCAAUUCUUUUGGUACAGGACCUGUCAGCUGGAGCUUGCACGCUACGAACGUCGACGCCGAAGCAGGCUUCUUCGCGUUCCCCGUUUCUUGUUUUGGUCCACUUGCUCUUCGAUUUACGACGGAACCUAUUAAGGGAGAAAAGUGUAGACUAUAUGCGUUCGGUCCUAUAGAGUGUACUCGAAAGUCAUUGGGAUCAUUCGUCUUUCCAAUCACUUUUGCACUGAGUACAAGGCGAUUGUGUUUCCUAACAUGGUGACGAGGGAGCAGUCCUUCCGCAUACGUCAUUAUAUAGGGUACGAUACUCCCGCGUCGCUUCUUGACCUUGAGCUCCCGUUCACGAAAUUCGUACCCCUCAUACAUCAUAUUCCUCGUAAAUUCUAACACCGCUCGUCCAAGACGGUCAUCGCGGUCCUUCGAAUCCUCGUCGACCACACCUAAUUUGAUUCUACACCCGUCUUGUGGGACUCCACCUAUGAGCCAACGGUCUUCCCAGACUGGAUCACGAGUAACGCGGACUGUUGGUGUUCGCCAACGAAGGCGUGGCUCUUCAGGUGGUUGGGGUCGUGAAGGUGCACUUAACGUAACAUGGACAUACGGGUCUGCAGAGAGGUUGUGGAAGUCGGCGAUGGGGACGUUCGCGGCGCG
Fomitiporia mediterranea MF3/22 is the source of this 2414-nucleotide messenger RNA. RefSeq names its product Methylthioribulose-1-phosphate dehydratase. Gene Ontology annotation, cellular component: cytoplasm. Bases 1 to 720 code for a protein of 239 amino acids. The record is from RefSeq and is a predicted model, not a curated record. The transcript is spliced from 8 exons. Lineage: Eukaryota; Fungi; Basidiomycota; Agaricomycetes; Hymenochaetales; Hymenochaetaceae. Gene Ontology annotation, molecular function: methylthioribulose 1-phosphate dehydratase activity; metal ion binding.